This is a messenger RNA of Paramecium tetraurelia, 246 nucleotides long. RefSeq lists its product as uncharacterized. The record is from RefSeq and is a predicted model, not a curated record. The transcript has 2 exons. NCBI's taxonomy places the organism in Eukaryota, Ciliophora, Oligohymenophorea, Peniculida, Parameciidae.
AUGGACAUGCUGUAGAUUAAUUAAUUUAGGUUGUGCCACAGGGCAUACAUCUUUUAUAAUGUCUAAUUCAUUCACCAAUUAAAUAUUGGCUCAAAUCGAACUAUGGAUUAAUAGAGACAAUCGAAAAUAUAGAAAUUAAGUUAGAUUGAUCAUCUAUUAAUUUUGACUACAAAUUACCAAAGGAACUUGAUGAGAAAGUAGCGGCCAUUCAUCUUAAGAAAUUAGGAGCUGAACUUACUGUCUUGA